Cyprinus carpio (common carp) is the source of this 3642-nucleotide messenger RNA. RefSeq names its product cadherin-2-like. Gene Ontology annotation, cellular component: catenin complex; intercalated disc; postsynaptic density. The record is from RefSeq and is a predicted model, not a curated record. NCBI's taxonomy places the organism in Eukaryota, Metazoa, Chordata, Actinopteri, Cypriniformes, Cyprinidae. Gene Ontology annotation, biological process: brain development; homophilic cell-cell adhesion; cell-cell junction assembly. Gene Ontology annotation, molecular function: calcium ion binding; cadherin binding.
AGAGUGCGGCAAGAGGGCGCUGCUGAGAGCACUGCUCUGCCGUUGAACUGCGCGAGCGAGCGGAGCCUCAGUACCAGACCGAGAGCAGCACGGAUCGGUGCCAGAGAGAGACGGAGGAACGAUUCUGUCGCUAUAUGCCGCCGCUACCGCACGGAACAUUAUAACGCAGCGGAAAACGGCCAACUCUAUCGGUUUCUUCAUAAAGGACGGAAUUUAAACGAUGUACCGUUCGGGAGGCGUGAUGCUGGGGCUUCUCGCCGCUCUGCAGGUGGCGGUCCAGGGCACAGGGGCAAUGCCAUGUCAGCCAGGUUUCACUGAGAACGAGUACAACGUCAUGACCACCGACGUCAUCACCGAGGGACAAGUUCUACUCAAAGUGGAUUUCGUGGACUGUGGCCGAGGUUCUGGCUUGCGUUUCGAGAGCAGAGACCCUGCGAAUUUCCGGAUAGAGGCCGACGGGACGGUUUUUGCAGCACGGACCCUGCAGCUAUCUGACAGGAAGGGGCGGAGCUUGGAGAUUAAGGCCAAGGACGUGAAGUCUCAAGAGGAAUGGCUGGUGCACGUCAACUUCACCCAACCCAAGCAGGUGCCAGAGAUACUGUUUCCGUGGCACAGUGUGGUUGUCAAGGGCGACGGCAGUCUGAAUCGCGUGAAAAGAGACUGGGUCAUUCCUCCUGUCAACGUGCUUGAGAACUCCAGAAAACAAUUCCCUGAAGAGCUUGUGAAAAUCCAGUCAGAUAAGGACAAGAGUAACACACUGCGCUAUAGCGUGACCGGACCAGGAGCCGACCAGAACCCCACCGGCCUGUUUAUCAUCGACCCCAUUACAGGAUUCCUGUCCGUCACCAAACCGCUGGACAGAGAACACAUCCCAAAUUUCCAUCUACGUGCUCAUGCUGUAGACAUCAAUGGGAACCAGAUGGAGAACCCCAUCGACAUCAUCAUCAAUGUCAUCGAUAUGAACGACAACCGGCCCGAGUUCACUCACCAGAUCUGGAACGGAACCGUGGAUGAGGGCGCCAAACCGGGUACAUUUGUAAUGACAGUGACCUCCCAGGAUAAGGAUGACCCAAAUACAGCCAAUGGGAUGCUCAGAUACAAGAUCCUCUCCCAGACUCCAGAGAGCCCCUCCUCCAACAUGUUCACUAUCAACAACAAGACUGGCAAAAUCAUCACUGUAGCUGCAGGUCUAGAUCGUGAGAAGGUGCCUCAGUACACCCUGAUCAUUCAGGCUACCGACAUGGAGGGAAACCCCACCUAUGGUCUGUCCAACACUGCCACUGCUGUCAUACGCCUGCUGGAUGUCAAUGACAACGCUCCAGAGUUCACCCGAGAGACUUUCCACGGUGAGGUCCCAGAGAACCGUGUGAAUGUGAUAGUGACGAAUCUCACCGUGACUGACAAAGAUGAACCGGGGACUCCUGCCUGGAAUGCAGUGUACCGGGUCAUAUCAGGGGAUCCAACCGGACGCUUCUCCAUCCCUACUGAUCCCGUUACCAACGAAGGCCUCGUCACCGUCGUCAAGCCAAUUGAUUUUGAGAUGAAUCGAUCAUUCAUGCUGACGGUUUUCGCUGAAAAUGAGGUGCCGCUGGCGAGUGGGAUCCAUCGCACCCGCCAGUCUACAUCCACCGUGUCCAUACGUGUCAUCGAUGUGAACGAAAGCCCAAAUUUUGAGCCCAACCCCAAACAGGUCAAACUGGAGGAGGGACUUCCACAGUGGUCGAUGCUGGCGACUUUUACAGCUCAUGAUCCAGACAGAUACAUGCAGCAGACUAUUAGGUACUCUAAAUUGUUUGACCCUGCCAACUGGCUAGAGAUCGACCCCAACAACGGACGAAUUUCCACCAUUGCUGUCCUGGACCGAGAGUCUCCAUAUGUCAAAAACAACCUCUACAACGCCACAUUCAUGGCCGCUGAUAACGGUGUUCCCCCUGCGAGUGGGACGGGUACUCUUCAGAUCUACCUGCUGGACAUAAACGAUAACGCACCUCGAGUCUUUCCUCAAGAAACAGAAGUCUGCGAGCGCCCCGAACCCAAUGCCAUCAAUAUCACAGCCGUAGACGGUGAUCUCAACCCCAACGCUGGGCCCUACGCUUUCGAACUGCCCAACCGACCCUCUGAUAUCCGAAGGAACUGGACACUGACUCGAAUCAGUGGCGAUCACGCUCAGUUAAGUCUGAAGAUUAGUUACCUGGAAAGCGGGAUAUACGAGCUGCCCAUCAGCAUCACAGACUCGGGUAACCUGCCCAUGUCCAACACCACCUACCUGCGCAUCAAAGUGUGCCAGUGCGAUCAUCACGGUGACUGCGUGGACAUGGAACGCAUCAUGGCAGCUGGACUGGGCACCGGAGCCAUCAUCGCCAUACUUAUCUGCAUCAUCAUUCUGCUGGUGCUGGUGUUGAUGUUUGUGAUGUGGAUGAAGAGACGGGAUAAAGAGAGACAGGCCAAGCAGCUGCUGAUCGAUCCAGAGGACGAUGUGCGAGACAACAUACUCAAAUACGACGAGGAGGGCGGCGGAGAGGAAGACCAGGACUAUGAUCUGAGCCAGCUGCAGCAGCCCGAUACUCUGGAGCCAGACAUGAUCAAGCCCGUCGGGAUCCGCCGGCUGGACGAGCGACCGAUGCACUCCGAGCCCAACUAUCCCAUCCGCUCGGCCGCACCCCAUCCUGGAGACAUAGGAGAGUUCAUCCACGAGGGUCUCAAGGCAGCCGACACCGAUCCCACGGCCCCUCCGUAUGACUCCCUGCUGGUUUUCGACUACGAGGGCAGCGGCUCCACGGCCGGAUCGCUCAGCUCCCUUCACUCCUCCAGCAGUGGAGGCGACCAGGACUAUGACUACCUCAACGACUGGGGCCCUCGCUUCCGCAAACUUGCUGACAUGUACGGAGGCAACGACGACUAGCUCACGCCAUCACCGCAAGACCACAUAAAGAGAAGGAGGAUCCGGAGGAGGAGGAAAAUUAAAAGAAAACAUCAAAAAAACAGUGUGGCACUUUUUUUUUAAUCGCGGGACAUGGACUGUGUGCAGAAUCAAAACAAUGAAGAAACCAAUAUACCCUAGAGAGACAGAGAAUGAAGACUGAAAAAAUGAAGAGACAAGAAAGUGGAAGGAAGAUCACCAUGGCAACAAAACCAGGUCUCUCCGAGGCCCUCUGAUGUAGACGGAGGGGGCCUAAUGAAGGAAAUCUGCCUAGUUUUGGUUCAGUCCAGGAUUUUUUCGCCGUAAGUUUGAAGGAUCAUCGGUACGAAACAUAUGAAGGAACGCUUAAAGAACGUUAAAUGAAUGCUAAGUUACACUUGAAUCUCACAGUACAGAAGCACUGGGAUAUUACGUGCCUUUUUGUACAUUUUUUUUGUUUGUUUCUUUUUUACAUUUUCCUUUCUUUUUCAGUCGUUGUUCAUUUGAUCUGAUGAUGCUGUUUUUCUGUUCAAUGGCUUUGGUGGCUCAGAGUUUUGGAGUGUUUUUUUGUCGUGAGCCUGUUUAUAACGUUGAUGCUUCUACACGCUUCUGUUUGCGUUUCUCACCAUCACGCUGUUCGUUCACGUCACGUAUCAAAACAAAGACUUUGGAAAAGUGAGAGCGUCUAGACAGAGAGAACAGCUUUGUACAGUAUGCUAGAAAAUAGAUUUCAGUUUCUCGUU